Messenger RNA from Corvus hawaiiensis (hawaiian crow), 3471 nucleotides. RefSeq names its product Yip1 domain family member 4 (gene YIPF4). Gene Ontology annotation, cellular component: trans-Golgi network; membrane. Gene Ontology annotation, biological process: endoplasmic reticulum to Golgi vesicle-mediated transport; vesicle fusion with Golgi apparatus. Lineage: Eukaryota; Metazoa; Chordata; Aves; Passeriformes; Corvidae. Bases 223 to 981 code for a protein of 252 amino acids. The record is from RefSeq and is a predicted model, not a curated record. The transcript has 6 exons.
GGAUCCAGUCAGCGCUGGAGCACCGGCGGCCAGCCUGGGCGCGCCUCGCGAGCAGCCAAUGGCAGGGGCGGCGCCGCUUGUUGUCGCCCCGUGAGGCGGCUGCGCCCUGGGCUCGGUGCCGCCGCCGCCGCCGCAGGAGGGACCCGGGAGGCCCCAGGCCCCGGUGCCCGCUCGCCCCUCGCCGCCCUCACCGGCCCCGCAGCCCCCGCGGAGGGCGGGGAGAUGCAGCCCCCGGGCGCUCAGCAGCCGCCGCUCUACGCGCCCAGCAGCGGGGACUUCACCUUCGUCUCCUCGGCGGACGCCGAAGGUGAGCGCGGGGCCGCGGAUCUUAGUGGCUCCAUAACAACUCCAGAUGUUAAGCUAAAUCUUGGAGGAGAAUUCAUCAAAGAAUCUACUGCGACUACAUUCCUAAGACAGAGAGGAUAUGGCUGGCUUCUGGAAGUGGAAGAUGAUGACCCAGAAGAUAACAAGCCACUCCUGGAAGAACUCGACAUUGAUCUGAAGGAUAUUUACUACAAAAUUCGAUGUGUGUUGAUGCCUAUGCCAUCUCUUGGGUUCAAUAGGCAGGUAGUGAGAGACAAUCCAGACUUUUGGGGUCCUCUGGCAGUUGUCCUCUUCUUCUCAAUGAUUUCAUUAUAUGGACAAUUUAAGGUUGUUUCUUGGAUUAUAACUAUUUGGAUAUUUGGAUCCUUGACAAUUUUUUUACUGGCCAGAGUUCUUGGAGGAGAAGUUGCUUAUGGCCAAGUUCUUGGUGUAAUAGGAUAUUCCCUACUUCCCCUCAUUGUCAUAGCACCUGUACUUUUGGUGGUUGGAUCAUUUGAAGUUGUUUCUACCCUAAUAAAAUUGUUUGGAGUCUUUUGGGCUGCAUACAGUGCUGCAUCAUUACUAGUUGGAGAAGAAUUCAAGACCAAGAAACCCCUUCUAAUUUAUCCAAUCUUUUUAUUAUACAUUUAUUUUCUGUCCUUGUAUACUGGGGUGUGAUCUAGUGUAAGAUGUGGCCAGAAACCGUAUUUCAGUCACUUGCAGACUGAUAAUGUGUAAGAUUAAGAAGGCUGGAGAUAAUACAAGUGACUGUUUUGAAUCCAGUUGUCAAGAUGUUUUAAGAUUGAAGAGCAUAUUUGUGUAUAUUAUUUAAUGAAGCAAUUGUAGCUAUAUAGAUUUGUAUCAAAGUUCUAGGUUUGUUUAAGACUCUUCAGAUUUUAAUGAACAAAAUAAAAGGACCUUGUGUUUUAUAACAAAGCGUAGCAAAACUGCAACUCAAUACCUGUGCCAAAAGCACUGGGACCAGAUUACUAUAUUCAAGAAUUAAAAAUGAGGAGUUAACUGUUAACAAUCUCAAAGUGCAAUUUUUCUUUUGAGCUUAAACACAGCUGUCUUUUUCUGGCACAGCAAAUUCUGUAGAUAAUAUAUAUUUAUGAAACAGUCCUGAUUGUUCACAGAAUAGUCUGUAUAAUCAAGACAAGAAGAUACUACUUUUAAUUUAGUGCCUCAAUUACUGUGAUUUGGCUGUUGAGUUUUUAUAAAUUCCAAUUUGUUUUCAAAACAUGUAUAUACUGUGUAUUUUGUAUCUAUGGCUUGUGUGUACCGUAAAUACUCCUUGGUUAAGGAUGUAUAUUGGGUUUUUAAAAAUAGAAGAUACAAGUAUUUGAAGUUUUCAUUUACUAUCUCUGACCAAAGGAGCAAGAUAUUUACUGCGUGACAUAAUUAAUUAAAAUGCAUAUUUAGAGAAUCAAAUUAUUUUACUUAAAAGUAUAAAUUUACAGAGAAAUGGGUGAACACCUUUCUCAACUCUAGUGCUGGCUUAAUGUUGGAGAAAAAAAAGAUGAUCUAUCAAAUUUGUGUGAUCUUUAAACAAUGUUAUUUUAUGAUGACAAAAUAAAAAUUUUGCUUCCCUAACUAUGUUUUACAACAUCUUGCUCUGUUUUGCUUUUAAUAGCAUGGUAUUUAACAUGCAUCCUUUUUUUUUUUCUUGCACCAAUACUAUUAAUCCUUUGUAAAGAGAACUAAGAAAGAUUUGGAAGGCCAGAUUCUCCCUCCACUAAAUAAGGCAGAGUUACAGCCUUAGUAACAGUUAGAGUCUUGCUAAUUUUGACUCUCCAAGGAUUAUGUAAUAAUGUGAUGACAUGUUAAAUAUUUCCUGUGUACUGUGUUGAUUGCUUAUAUAAUGGUCCUUAUGGUAAUAUUUCUUCACAAGGGAAGUCCACUGAAGUUCACUUUGCAUGGUACUAAUAUAGGCAUUUGCAAUCUUCAGUAUUUGGUAUCAACACAUAGCUCUGAAGUUUCUUUUUUUUUUUUCUGGUAACAGAAAAAAAGCAUUUCCCGUGCUCUGCCCCCUGCCCUUUUUUUAUUGCUACAAAUUAAAAUCAGCCAUGACAAGGUAAUAGCAAGGGCUGUCUUCGAUCCCUGAUGGACAUAUUUCCAUAGCAGAACUGGAGCUUUUCAGCUUUUUAGACUGUGUAACUAGCCAUCUUGGGGACUUAUUUUUACCAGUCAUUACUGAUGCAAAAUACAUAAUUAAAUUCCAACUCUCCCACAAACCUUUAGCUCAUUCAGUCAGCUUUCCUGGCUGAUGCUUGUGUUGGUUUUAAAUGGAACUACUUGAAGUUAGUGCUGGACUAACUGUAGUGUAAUACUUGAGCUUGUAAUAUAUAAAAAGAGAAAAAUUAGUAGAGUGAUUGACAUUUCACCUGAUUUUUGACUUCUGAAGAAGUUGUGGUGGAAUUAAUGCAAAGUAGUACUAAAUCAAUUUAUACCAGCAGCAGCUUAUUUCUUACCUACAAGUGUUUUGAGAGCAUUCAUACCACAUUCUCAAAAGAAAAAGGAAGUUACAGUGUAUUUAAAAAAACCAUAUUAGCUUUGGAAUCUUGCAUGAUAAUCUGGUUUUACCUCUUCUUUUCAUGACUUCUAUUUCUUUUUUUUAACAGGAAUAUCCAACUAUUGUUAUAAGACUCCACCCAGCCCCUGUGAAUACGUUUAACUUCCAUCACCACAAAGGUGAAGGGCAAGAACACUUUUGGGUUACUAGGCUGUCGGAGAGCUUCAAGCUUAGUUCCUUCUUCCAUAGUUGUUCAUGAGGUGUUCUGUGCAUCUGAACUAUGAAUAUUGACAGGAUGCAAGAAUGUUCUAUUGAGUGUCCAAUUGCCUCCCUUUCCAGUAAUGUUCUGUGAAAUUUAUAGUUGCAAUUUUAACUGUUCCUUUCCACAGACUUGGCACAUGUGUAAUAUGCAAUGUAGAUAUGCACUUAACAUAGUACAUAUUUUGUACACAAUUGCAGAUUUGCACCUUUUAAUCUUAGUAUCUUUAGGGUCACUUUUUGCAUAUGUUGUGCGAGAAACAUACAAACAGCUCUCAAAUGAUUCUGAUAGUUUGUAAUAACUUUGCAUUCAACAAACUCAUAUUUUUAGAUGAGGUGUGUGUGUAAAUACAAGAUGUAUUUUAUAAAAAUUUUGAAUUAAACUUGUUUACAGAACA